Photinus pyralis (common eastern firefly) is the source of this 4213-nucleotide messenger RNA. RefSeq lists its product as uncharacterized. Bases 1565 to 4213 code for a protein of 882 amino acids. The transcript is spliced from 17 exons. NCBI's taxonomy places the organism in Eukaryota, Metazoa, Arthropoda, Insecta, Coleoptera, Lampyridae. Gene Ontology annotation, molecular function: protein binding. The record is from RefSeq and is a predicted model, not a curated record.
CAUUACGUCGUAUACGUAUACGGACAUGUAAAUUACUAGGUACACAUAUUGCUAUCUAUGAAACGUGUCAGUCAACAAGUGUAUGUCAAUUAAAGCCAAUCAUGCUACCAGUAUCCCUUGUUUCCAUUUAUUCAGCAAUUAUACUUGUGCAGUCAAAGUUGGUGAUAAAAGAGUGCACCAACACUGAAAACCUUUUAAGUUUCGGAGAAAGAGAAUAGUGGUGGUCAACUUUUACCAGUCGCAGAAGUAAGAGAGAGAGUUGCGGAUGCAUUAAAUAUUACCCUGUGAACAGUGACUUCUAUUUCACUAGAAAGUCCGAAAAAAAGACAAUGUAAAAAACCCGUUAGCGAUGUUGAUGGUUUCACACAAGCAGCGAUUGGAAACUCCCUCAGAACAUGAUUCAACCCAGUAAAUUAAAACACAUGUUGACUGGUUGAAUGUAGACAGGCGUUUUUAUGUCAAUGCUAAGGAAAUCAGACGGAACAUAUAUGGCCCCUUUGUGAGGAUUUUCGUUUACUAAACGCCGUAACCGCUACCUCUUAUACCGGAUGUCAUUGCCAAAACAGCAAGGCUAGCAUAUGCUGGUGAAAACGCCAAGUUAUCCCUAUACAACAGACGUUUUAGAUAUUGGCGCUUGAGCAGUUCUCAAUCAACUCAGUUACAACCACUCGGAUUUUACAACCAAGCGUUUCCCAAAACCCAACGUCGUUACUCCGUAUAUGAUCGCGAACUUACAGCACAUAUCAAGCGAUUCAACACUUAUUAGAAGAACGAUUCAUACCGAUUAAAAACAUCCGAUUUGGGCGUUUGCAAUAGAUACGAAGAGAGAGGGUAUAAAUACAAGUGCAUUCGCGCUCGGGUUUCCACGGGCAUCUUAGACGCGGAACCUGAGCUAGUUUGUUUCGCGCAUCCAAACCCUGCGUUAUCGAGCGAAUCGUCUUGGCGAUACUUAGAAGACCGAAAAUUACGUGGAGAACCAAUUACAAUCUCCUUGAGCCGUAGUAGUUCCCGAACGAGAAUUGAAGCAGCAUUUUGAGAACGAAGUAUUCGAGAAUUUCCCCAACAGAGGACAGUGAGGGCAUUCCGUGCCGGUCCGUGCAAAGUCCAGGUGGGAAGCCAAUUUCAUUACCACAUUGAAUCAACGAGACGCCACACCUAAACAUUAUCGGCGGUCCGUGUGUGCUCCACUACAUCCAAAUUCCGAGGGCGGACCCAUACAGCUUCACAUUGAAGCACAUCGAGAACUUCUAGUGCAUAUUCUUCUAGUGCAAUCAAGAUAAGGCAUAAACGCGCCCUCUGAGCUCAAAAGGCCGUUACGGUCCGAGUUUCCAAAGUAAUAUUUUUAUUUUCGACAACUCCGAAUUAGGUUUUCGUGCAGUGUCUCAACGGGAGGUUCCACGACGAACCGUAAUCAUUGUCACAAUGAUAGCCUACCCAAUAACAUAGAAGAAUUGCAUUUCCUCUGUGCCAAUAAUCAUUAAAGCCUCAAAGUCGAGAACCAUCGUCAUGGUGUGAUCUGCUGCACCGGCCACCAAUCACUGAUCACAUAACCUGGCCAAGAAGAAUGGUAGCAAAACUAAACGAAAGUUACCCCUCGGCGAGAGUAUCGCAAAUUAAUGUACUUCAAGGAUCAAGCCCUACCCUAAAUGUUUCCAACUCCUCAAAAAAUUCGGAGGAAAGGGUAUCGGAAAGUGAAUCUUCCGAAGACGAAUUUCUUGUGAACUGGGGACCGGAAAGUCCUGACCCCAAUAUAUUUUUUCCCGUUGGAUGGGGCUCGCAUGGUUUGGAGGAGGAUCCUUGGAACGAUAAGAAUAAACCCUACGUCAAGCUGACGCGCUAUGAAGACUUGGAGUUAAACGAAAUGGAACAGCAAGGUGUUUUAACGGACCGCAUUCUUGCUGCCUGUUCCUCCUACUUGGAUAAAUCGCCCGAGACUAACGGAUUUGUGCUGUGCAAGGCAAAUCUUUCAAAGAAGUUCCUCAAAGACAUUAGGAUUAUUCAGUUACAUCACUUUCUUCAAUACGUCGAUUUGUCCUAUAAUGACCUAACAAAUGUGGAAUCUUUAAGUGAACUGCCCUUUUUGAUGUAUCUGGAUGUCUCACACAACUGCCUUGGAAAAUUACUGAACUUCAACCCUCCACUUUAUUUAACGUACGUUAAUUACUCGUUCAAUAAUGUGGCAAAGAUUAAUGAUCUCAGCUUGUUUUGGUCACUGGUCCAUUUAGAUAUUUCCCACAACCAAAUUAAGGUGAUUGAAGGGCUUCAAGAACUUAAAUAUUUAAAACAUCUCAAUUUGUCUUACAAUAUGAUCAAGUGCAUCGAAAAUCUGAAUCACAUGCCGCUGCUGAGUUUGAAUCUUGAAAGUAAUGGCAUAGAGACGUUUGAAGAAGGUGAAGGCCGAGGUUUAAAGACAUUGCCCGACAUUUUGAAAUUAAACUUAGACUACAACCAUUUAAGUACAAUUAAAUUCUGUGAAGGAAUGGACACACUUCAGUCUCUCACUGUGCAAGCCAACAAUCUUAGAGAUCUGUUGGAGUUAUCUUACUUGAGAAACUUAAAUUCUUUAAGUGAAGUCGAUUUUAGAGAUAAUUAUCUGAGUAGUUUAGAUCGAUAUUUCGACGCUUGCAUAUAUAACGUCAACUAUAUCUCGGUUCUUGAUGGAGAGGUUAUUGAUGCCGAGACUAAGGUGUCUGCUAAAAAUGUUUUUGAGGGAUCGAUUCAAAGUGAAGCCUUUCGGAACGCAUCUACAGCUAUGUUUAUACAGCAGUUAAACGAUCCAGUUUUAGGUCUCCCUAUUAUUCCAUUUGACAUACCUCCCGCUCCAAUUAUCAUAUUAGUUGGUCCGCCAGGUUCUGGCAAAAGCAAGUUGCUAAUCAAAUUUUGCCGGUUAAACCCGAAGCGCACUGUAAGAGGUGUAAGUCACACUACAAGACCCAAGCUUGAAGAUAACGACCAACACAGUUGGUACUAUCACGUUCAUUUGGAUGAGUUUUGGUCCAUGGCUCGCAAUGGAGAGUUUCUCACCGUGUCGCAAGUACUGGGCCAUUGCUAUGGUUUUGCUCAACAAGAAUUGGCCAAACCCGUGGGCAGUUCGUCUGCUUUGAUACUCCACAUGGAUCUCAAAGGUGCCCUAACUUUGCGCGCACAAAAUAUGAAAUGUCAUCUGGUGCUGGCAAUGCCUAGCUCGCAAGAAGUUCACAUUAGUAACAUAUUAGACAAGUACCGUGUUUACAACGAGACUAUUAUCAGUCGGAAAGGUGCACCAGAAACAAAAAGCGCCCCGUUGAAAGCAAAGGAAUUGUUGGAGAGGUACAGUACAAUCGCACAAGAAAUAGAGAAAGCUGCAUAUUAUGACAGUGAAACUUGGUCAGAUAAAGUUUCACUAAAAAGUAAAGAAGAAACGGAAAGUACAACGGAUCUUGAAAAAACCGCGAAAUAUGGAAUAUUAAAGAGCUCAAUUCACCGAACCAAAUCCGAUGGUGCACCACCGCCAAUUGGCAAAAGUGGCGGCGUUACAUUUCAAUCCAGAAUGAAGAAAAGUCGGACUUUACUACACUCUUCGCGCAGUGUCACUUUUAACGAAGAAACUACCUCUGGAGCUCCGACGCCGUUGAAUCAGAAAAGCAUUAGCGGUACAAUUCUUGGGGAAACUGAAGUUUUAAGCGUGCUAAGUAACUCAAGCGCUCCACCUACUGAGGAUAAGGCGCAGAAUCAGUUCCCGUGCCCGGCUAAAACCAUUACUGGUCCGAAUAGCAUGGCAUUUUGUGUUAAUGAAAUACUGAAAACGCGAGACUCAUAUUUGGCUUUCCAUCAGUCGAAUCCUGGAGUUCUUUUGAGUACAAUUUUCACGGACAGAGAAGAUGAGGCGUUGGAAAAGCUAAAAGGUCUACUGAAAUACUGUAUACAAGCUCAAUCGAAAUCGGCGCCAAAUUACGAAUUUAAAAAGGAUUCUGCGUACCAAGCAAUUGUAGGCGCGAGGUUAAAGUCAUUACAUCGUGAAAUCGAGAAUGAAAUGUCUAUUGGUCAAAAGCAAUUGGAUGAGUUUGCUCAUAAGACCAAGCAAGGAAAACCGUAUGAGAGCCAUUUGAAAAGGUCAACUAAAGAUGUAAUCGAGGUAAUGCGAGCCAGGCGUAAUCAGGUGUUGGGUUAUAAGCUACCCGAUGAUGUAGGGGUAGUCAACAACCCGUCACCUUUGGAUUUAUUAGACGAUUAA